Hyposmocoma kahamanoa is the source of this 1678-nucleotide messenger RNA. Its product is annotated as 3-oxoacyl-[acyl-carrier-protein] synthase, mitochondrial. The transcript has 3 exons. The record is from RefSeq and is a predicted model, not a curated record. Gene Ontology annotation, molecular function: 3-oxoacyl-[acyl-carrier-protein] synthase activity. Gene Ontology annotation, biological process: fatty acid biosynthetic process. The coding region runs from base 383 to 1414 and encodes 343 amino acids. NCBI's taxonomy places the organism in Eukaryota, Metazoa, Arthropoda, Insecta, Lepidoptera, Cosmopterigidae.
GGGCCGGACAUUCCUGUGCUGUACAUUCUUGUGUUGGACAUUACUGUGUUGUACAUUGACGGCUCCCAACGUAGUUCACUGCAGUCUGUGGUAUUGUGUUCUGCGUGUUCUGUGGUGUGGUCACUGAUUUAAAGAGUUAUAGUUUAUAGUAGGAGCUGAAGCUGAACACUGAAAUGAGCCCUAAGAAAUCACUCUUCAAAAUGAAAGCGAAUUUCCUACGCCAAGUACGAAGAUUCUCAAAUGUUGCGGGUGAACACCGAAGAAGAGUCGUCGUUACAGGGUUAGGUGUAGUAUCUCCUAUCGGUACAGGUUGGCUGGAGUAAUACCGAGAGUGAGGGGUGAUAUUGUAUCAAACGCAUUAUCACCAACCAACUUAAAAGCUAUGGCCCCCGCAACCUGUUUAGCUAUGCUUGCAACAUUGGAAGCAUUAAAUGAUGCAAACUGGAUGUCACAGUCAGAACACGAAUUAGAAAUGACUGGUGUAACUCUUGGCAUGGGAAUGAUUGAUCUUACAGAUGUCUGUAAUACAUAUGAAAUGUUAAAAAAAAAUUAUAAUAAAGUCAGUCCAUUUUUUGUUCCUAGAAUAUUGCCAAAUAUGGCAGCAGGACACAUUAGCAUUAGAUAUGGUUUUCGUGGCCCAAACCAUGCAGUUUCAACAGCGUGUGCCACAGGAGCUCACUCAAUCGGUGAUGCUUUCAGAUUUAUUAGAAACGGUGAUGCAAAUGUAAUGGUUUGUGGAGGAGCUGAAUCCUGCAUUAGUCCACUUGCUAUUGCUGGAUUUUGUCGGCUAAGAGCUUUAAGCACAUCAUUUAAUGAAGAACCUACAAAAGCUUCUAGACCGUUUGAUAAGAAAAGAGAUGGGUUUGUAAUGGGUGAAGGUGCAGCAGUGCUUGUUUUAGAGGAAUAUGAACAUGCUCAGAAAAGAAAUGCGAAGAUCUAUGCUGAGAUUCUAGGGUAUGGAUUGUCAGGGGAUGCUUCGCAUAUUACAGCUCCUAGAGAAGAUGGCAGUGGUGCUAUUCUGUCCAUGAAGCGGGCAAUGAAAGACGCUAACAUAAACAAAGAAGAAAUUACAUACAUCAAUGCUCAUGCCACUUCUACUCCUAUAGGAGAUAACAUAGAAUCAAUGGCAAUCAAGACCCUGUUUGAUACCCAUUGUGGAAUGAUAUCAAUAUCAUCAACUAAGGGUGCUCAUGGACAUUUGUUAGGUGCAGCAGGAAAUCUCGAAGCUGUGUUCACAAUUUUAGCAUGUCAUUAUGGGAUCCUACCCCCAACAAUAAAUUUGGAGGAACCUCUAGAUGACCUAAACUAUGUUGCCAAUGUUCCCCACACCUGGGAAUCCAAAAGGAGAAUAGCCUUGAAAAAUUCAUUUGGAUUUGGUGGUACUAAUGCAACACUAUGUAUAGGGCAGAUUUAAGAUUUUGACCUGUGCCCCAGAUGAAUUUUGUUACUUUGAUAAUACAAGGAACUUGAAUGAGAUCAGAUAACUGGUGUAGACUAAAUUAUUAUAACUAUGCAAUAUAAUUAAAAUUUAUGCAAAAGAAAUAGGCAAUUAUUUAUAAUGGCAUGUGAUUUAAAAACUAAAACCCAAUUACAUUGUAUUAUAAUAUAUUUAAAACUGAGUUACAAAUGUUUUUGACAUUUUUAAUAACAAUGGCAAACUUGCCCAAGGUAACUCCCG